AUGUCGCUUCAACGAAAAAGGGCUCUUGAUGAGAAUCUCCAAAAUAGCCAGAAUAUCAAUGAGAAGUCCACUAAAGACGACAAUAUACUCACGAAAAAGCCGGUUUUCCGCUACGAAAACAUCGCCAGGUUCUACAACGCUGAGCCAGGAGAGCCCCAUAUCAACAUUCCGCGUAAACCAUCUGCUAUAGUGAUUGGAAGAAGCAGUUCCUGUGAUAUCAAAAUCGUUGGAGGUGACGUUUCUUCGAAGCAUUGCCAGCUAACCAUAACGAAUAAUAACCAGAGAGAAUAUCUCUACAUAGUAGACAUUAGUUCAAAUGGCUUAUAUGUGAAUGACGAAAAACUCGGCAAGGGUCCUCCUGGGGUAUUGCUAAGAAGUGGUGAUAAGAUCAGCUUUGCCAAAACUGGAGGCUCGUAUAUAGUCCGAUACAUGGCCGAUAUCGUCAGUAGUGAACAGUCAAAGACUUACAAGAAGACAUUCUUUGAAGAUUACAUUAUAGGAAAUCAAUUGGGAUCGGGUCAUUAUGCUGUAGUGAAAGAAGCAAGGGAUAGAUCGACAGGAGACGUAGUAGCAGUGAAGAUAUUCCAUCCCAACAAGCAGGCUACUUCAAAUUGGCUGCAAGAGGAGGCAAAGUUGCAACAGGAGAUGAAUUUAUUGUUGUCUAUAGAUCACCCAAAUAUUGUGAGAUUCAUUUCUCACUAUAUUGAGCCCAUUAACCAACAUUCUGUUGCUACGUAUUUGGUGCUAGAGAAGAUGAACUCGGGAGAAUUGUUUCAACGAAUCAUCAAUAAGGGCAAACUCCGCGAAAAUGAAACCAAGGCAUUCUUCAAGCAGCUCUUGUCUGGACUUAGCUACUUGCACGAAAACAACAUCAUCCAUCGUGAUAUCAAACCUGAAAACAUCUUGUUGGAUAUCACUCCUAGAACAUCUAAGAACCAGAAACAGACCGGCCCCUGGGACGAAAAAGAAUAUGAUGUGAGAGUCAAGAUUGCCGACUUCGGUCUUGCCAAGUUCAUUGGCGAAUUGAAGUUCACCAAUACCUUAUGUGGAACACCAGCAUACGUAGCUCCAGAAGUGCUAAAGAACGACAGAAACUACUCUACUAAAGUGGACAUGUGGCUGACUGGAGUUUUGUUGUAUGUCUGCUUAUGUGGGUUCCCUCCAUUCAGCGACGAGUUGGGACCUCCGUCGAUGAAGGAACAGAUUUUGAAUGGAAUCUUUGCAUUUUUCUCUCCAUAUUGGGAUGAUAUAGAUGAUGUCGUGUUGGACCUUAUCUCGAGCUUGUUGGCCGUAGAUGUAGGAGACCGUUUUGAUGUCAAACAAACACUAGCUCACGAGUGGUUCGCCGAUGGCCAAAAAGAUGUGACUGAUGUUACCGACGACUCGGCAGGUGCUCUGUAUUUUGAUAGCAUCCAAAGUAUCCCAUCGAAGAAACUAAUAGUUCGUUCUAAUUCACAGCCUCAAGCCAUGAGUAUACGAGAUCGAUUUCUUUCUGAUAUGAAUCUUAUUUCAGAUACAGAACGGUCGUCUAUACUAUAA
Messenger RNA from Scheffersomyces stipitis CBS 6054, 1539 nucleotides. RefSeq names its product serine/threonine protein kinase (gene DUN1). Gene Ontology annotation, cellular component: nucleus. The transcript has 2 exons. NCBI's taxonomy places the organism in Eukaryota, Fungi, Ascomycota, Pichiomycetes, Serinales, Debaryomycetaceae. Gene Ontology annotation, biological process: mitotic DNA damage checkpoint signaling; protein phosphorylation. The record is from RefSeq and is a predicted model, not a curated record. Gene Ontology annotation, molecular function: ATP binding; protein serine/threonine kinase activity; protein binding. Bases 1 to 1539 code for a protein of 512 amino acids.